AUGGAGGAGAAAAAUCGCGAGCGAAGAGAGAAAUACCAAGCAUUAGAUUUGGAAACUUCCGGACGUCGUAAUUACCAGUAUUCGCGUAAAUGUUUGAAAUUAACUGACGCCGAAGUUAAUUCCUUAUUACAAAGUCAACAAAACUACGUUAUUCGUUUUCAGGUUAAUCAAAGAAAAAAUUACCAACUAAUUGAUUUAGUGCGAGGCCCCGUUAAUUUUCCCGGUAGUGAUAUCGAGGAUUUUGUGCUUUGUCGAAGCAACGGUGUUCCUUUGCUAAAUUUUGCUGUGCAGUUGCAAAAACAGUUAAGUCAAUUACCAAAAUGGGAAUUAGAAGAUAUCAAAUUAGGGCUACAAUCGGUCUGUUUAGACAAUCAAGCACCCAAAAAAGAGUUUUAUUCAUUAAUAAGAAAAUUACUAACCGGAAAACAAAGAGGACCCGAACUACCGCAAAUUAUUUUCUUGCUGGGAAAAAAGUUAGUCGAAAAAAGAUUAAGCAAGGAUUUUCGUGGUUUUUUUCCAAUUUUACGCGAACAAAAAAGUCUAGUUUAUUUGGAUAAUGCGGCAACCAGUCUUAAACCCGAGACGGUAAUCCAAGCCGUUACUGAUUAUUACCAAAAAUGUUCUAUUAAUUCUCAUAGUGAAAGCAAUAAUCCUUGGUUUCAACAAACUCGCCAAUUAGUUGCCAAAAAGAUUGCAGCCCAAGCCGAAGAAAUUAUUUUUGUUCCUUCGGCUACUUACGCCUUGAAUAUUUUGGCUUUGUCCUUGUGUGAUUACUUAACUUCGGGUGAUAAAAUUGCUCUAACCCAUUUAGAACACAGUUCUAAUCUUUAUCCUUGGCAAGCGGCCGCCCAAUCCCAAGCAGCCGAAAUAGUUUUUUUGCCUCUCACUAAGGAUUUUGUUAUUAAUAUCGACCAAUUACCAAACUACAUUAAUCACCAAACUAAAAUAGUUAGUUUUUUUCAUCUAAGUAAUAGUUUAGGCACAAUUAAUCCGGUGGCCGAAAUUACUCGCCAAAUUAAAAAAAUAAAUCCGGAAUGUUUGGUCAUUGUGGAUGCUUGUCAAAGAGGUGGUAAAAAAAAUAGUCCGGACGAAAAAAUUACCCCACUGGAUUUAUUUUUACCCCAAAAAUUUGAAGUAGGAACUUUACCUUUAGCCCAAAUCUUUGGUCUGCGGGCCAGUUUGGAGUUUGUAAAUAAAUUAAAUUUGGCCGAGAUUAACCAUCACGAAACUCAACUGCGUAAUUACGCUCUUCACCAAUUAAACCAAAUCCCUAGCCUGAUUAUUUACAAUCAAAAACAAUUUUCCCCUACUAUUAUCACUUUUAACUUGGCUGGUUGUCACGCCCACGAUGUUGCUGAUUACUUGGGAAAAAAGAAUAUUUUACUCCGGGCCGGAGAUUUUUGUUGUCCGUAUUUAGCCGAAGUAAUUGGUGUUAACUCGGCUUUGCGGAUUUCUCUUGACAUACAUAAUAACCAGGAUGAUAUUGACCGCUUAAUUGACUGCUUACAAGAAAUUGUUAAUAAUCCGCAAGUUUUAGUGCCUUUUGGUUAG
Messenger RNA from Racocetra persica, 1551 nucleotides. The record is from the annotation of a GenBank genome assembly. NCBI's taxonomy places the organism in Eukaryota, Fungi, Glomeromycota, Glomeromycetes, Diversisporales, Gigasporaceae.